Messenger RNA from Capsella rubella, 996 nucleotides. RefSeq lists its product as uncharacterized. The transcript has 4 exons. Bases 181 to 870 code for a protein of 229 amino acids. NCBI's taxonomy places the organism in Eukaryota, Viridiplantae, Streptophyta, Magnoliopsida, Brassicales, Brassicaceae. The record is from RefSeq and is a predicted model, not a curated record.
CCGAAUAUAUCUCUGAACCGACAAAUCAUAUAGAACACCAAUUAGGUCCGGUUUACUCAGAAGCUUUUUCGGUGGUGAUCGAUCGAUUCAAAUCGCCACGCCCAACCACAAUUUUUCUUGCCUUCGAGUCUUCGAGAAAUCUCCAGACUCUGCAAAGCUUUGAUUCCUCAGAGAUUUAGGAUGGAUCUAGAAACUGAGAAUCGAAUAGCUUCAGUUCUAUUAAGAGAAGCAGCAGAAUUGAGAAGACAAGCUGAGAAAGAUGGUGUUAGAGCAUAUCUUGAGAAACCUAAUGUAAGGAUUCGACCUAACUCUAGGUUUCUCAAAGCCACUGUUCUUAGUGUUCAGCAAUCAAACAAAGCGGUAGAAACCAGUGAAAUGUGGAGGGCUCGGAAGAAAGAGAUUGAGCUAGAAGAUGAAAGACUCAAGAGGAAAAAUAGAGAGGAAAGCAGUAGUAGUAGCCAAAUGAAGCAGAAUGGUAGUUUCUUGAAAAGGAGUCUGGAUAAGAGAUGCAGCUCGGUUGAUGAGAAAAAGGUUACGUGUACAUCAUCAAACAAGAGAUGGUAUUCAGAAGAUGAUGAAGGCUUACGAGAUGAUGAAACAGAGACUUCUCUCCAACCACGGAAAAAACGUGGUAGAGGCUCUAUCGGUGCUAUGAUGGACGAAACAGGCCCUUAUCUUCCCGUCGAGGAAGGACAGUUGGAAAGUUCCGAUACAGUAGAACGGAAGGUAGUUCUUGGCCCAGUGAGACCACCUUCACUGAGACAUGACUCAGAUAUUGAGCAUAGUCGGAGGAUAAGAAAUGAGUAUACGAAGAAGCAUAGUAAAAAGGACAAGAAGAAAGAAAAGAAGAGAAAACGAGACAGACACUAGAAAUAUAUUUUUGCAUGAUAGUGAUGUUCCUUUAGGAUAUUAAAACACAGUUCAUUUGUUACAAUUUGCACAAUACUGUAUUAUAUAAAAACUGAAAUUCUAUUUCCUCUUAUUAUUUGGAAGAUA